Molecule: messenger RNA, 1170 nt
Organism: Mycena indigotica
Lineage: Eukaryota; Fungi; Basidiomycota; Agaricomycetes; Agaricales; Mycenaceae
Exons: 4
Coding region: 1-1170 (389 amino acids)
Biological process (GO): cytoplasmic stress granule assembly; P-body assembly
Cellular component (GO): P-body
Molecular function (GO): mRNA binding
Source: RefSeq, a predicted model, not a curated record
AUGCACAGAAAGAAACAAAGAUCUUCUGCUCUCCCGUGCCCCAUUUUGUGUCCUGGCCCAUUCGUCAAAGACGUUUGCUUGCAAGGCCGUCUGCUUCACGUGACACUUCUAACUUUCUCUUCUCCCAUCAUGGCUCUCAGCUUCAUUGGCAAACCCAUUUCCCUCAUUUCCCACUCUGAUGUACGCUAUCGAGGAAUUUUGGCUGGUAUCGACCCAGCCGCGUCCACUAUCCAGCUUUCAAAUGUUUUCUCAAUGGGCACCGAGUCCCGUCGUCCUAUGAAUGAAUAUAUUCCACCAGUCCAGGAACCCUACCAAUACAUCAUUUUUCGCGCGUCUGAAGUGAAAGAUCUUUCUGUCGACGAGCCCCCACCGUCUCACAGAAACAUCACCGACGAUCCCGCCGUCAUUGGGGCCUCCGCGCCAGUGGCCCCUGCUGCAGUACCAGUACCAGUGGCAGCACCAACUUACGCCCAACAAACUGCGCAGCAAAUUCCCGCUCGUCAGCAGCCUCCGGCUCAACAGCAGCAGACACAGCAGCAACAGCCUCGCGCGGCUGCCCCACGUCACCGCGACACACAAAACCAGACCGCCAUCAAUAAUGCUGCGGCAUCACUCGAGACCGUAGAACGUGCUUUGGGGGACCUACGAGUUUCCAACACAAACAACAACAACAACAAUGGUGGUGGCGGCGGUGGUGGUCGGAGGCCCCGUUCUCGUCGCCAGGAUGGCCAAGCUACUGGCGGAGUCUCGGUGCCUGCGGUGGACUUUGAUUUCGCGAGCAUGAAUGCGAAAUUCGACAAAGCAGCGUUGGCUGCCCGCUCUACUCACAACGAUGGUGGAAGCGACCGCACUAAUCCCAGCGACGACGACGACGACUCCAAAAACAAAGGAGCGUAUAAUCCGCAAAAGUCAUUCUUCGACUCUUUGUCUUCGCCGCCACCGAUCCAGCGGGGUGGCCAAGGAGGGCGUGGGCGCGGACGCGGGAGAGGCGCUUUCAAUCGACGGGAAGAAGAGCGGGAACGCAAUGUCGCGACAUUUGGUGAGCCAGGCGGUGUAGGUCUCCUUGGGCCUGGCAGUUAUGUUGGUGGCUGGGGUGGACAUGGUGGAAGACGAGGAAAUGGGAGAAGGAGGGGCCCAGGUCGUGCUUCUCAGCAACAACAGGCGCAGUAG